AUGGAUCAAAGUUCAGAAAAACCAAAGUUUAAUUUGAGACUUCUCAUCGAUGAGAAGAAAAACAAAGUUGUUAUGGCUGAAGCUGAUAUGGAUUUUGUUGAUGUGCUUUGUGGUCUUUUGACUCUCCCAAUGGGAACCAUUGUCAGGUUAUUGGAGAAGCAUCAAAAUCCUCAGUCUUUUACUGUAGGUUGUUUUACAAAUCUCUACAAAAGUGUCUCAGACAUGAGUGUCGAUAAUUUUGAGACUCAAGCUUGUAAAGAUUUAUUACUGUAUCCAAGGAGUUUGAAGGAGAGUCAUUGCAGACGGCUAAAGCUGAAUCUAGAUGAUACUGAGUCUACCAAAUUUUUUGUCUACCCUCGGUUUGUUCUUGGCAAGUCAUGCAGUAAGGUAUACAGCAAUAUUUGCAACUCAUUGUGUAGUUGUGGGAAACUAAUGAACCGUGAGGUUCAGAUUGAGGAAGAAGAUCAAGACGAAGGUGAUGGAGUGUUUCUGAGUUGCAGAAGUUCUUUCAUCAUCACUGAUGAUCUGAAAUUGGUUUUCAACUCUAUUGGUAAUGUCAUGAGUGUUCUCAAUGAUCUUGGCUAUGAUGGAUUUGACAAGCUCCAGGAAAGGCUUCUUGAAGUUGGUUCUGAUGAGGUGAUGACUUUGAUUGAAUGUUUAUUCAAUUCGGAUACUCCCUUGACAGACACGUUUCUGAGGGGAAAUUGUGUGUCAAGGAAGCAGAAAUUUUGGGCUCCACUCGUGCAAGAAAGCAUAGUUGCAGGCCCACAGACCUUGAAAGUCUUUGUUAGAAAGGUGGAUAGAGUCAUUCUUUAUGCUGAGUGCAGAGAAGAAUUCGUCGAUUUUCUUUUCUCGUUUCUUGCCAUUCCCAUUGAGUUUGUGGGGAAAUUUUGUAGUGACAAUGCCAAUAUAAGUUGUAUUGGUAACCUGUGUAGAAGCGUGAAAGGGUUGAGCUUGGAGGAGGAGGGAGAUACUACAGUUACCAACUGUGUGCUUCCUCAUUUCUACAAUUGUCGUGCGCAACUGCUCGAUGUUGUUAUCCAGGAAGUGCCAGAAUAUGAAUGUUUGGUAACUAGGCUUUUUUGUUCUCAAUAUAAUGCUAGCAAGCUCUGCAAAAGAAUUGAGAAGAACAAUCUUCUAUCAGAUCAAAAAAUCGUGAAGUUAAGUCCAAUGAAUCCAAAAUCCAAAGGCACUUCAGAUUCUCUUGGUAUUGGAUUUGUUAAGGGAAAAACAAACUUCAUGGUGUCCGAUGAUCUACAUGUCACUGCUAUGAACUCAUCCUCAACAAUAUCGAUGUUGAGUAAGUUGCAGGUGAAUAUCAAUGAUAUUGAAGAGCAAGUAAUCAGCAUUGGCAAAGCUGAGGCAAUAAGCUUACUUAGAGCUUCCUUGGUCACAACCUCUGCCUUAACUAAUGGUCUCUCGAAGUUCCUGCCAAAUGGAAAACGCAAAAACGCAACUCAUCAAUCAACAUUUAAGAUACUAAAAAUUGAAUCAACUCGGUGA
Camelina sativa (false flax) is the source of this 1503-nucleotide messenger RNA. RefSeq lists its product as uncharacterized. The record is from RefSeq and is a predicted model, not a curated record. Lineage: Eukaryota; Viridiplantae; Streptophyta; Magnoliopsida; Brassicales; Brassicaceae.